This is a messenger RNA of Nematolebias whitei (Rio pearlfish), 1538 nucleotides long. RefSeq names its product Src homology 2 domain containing E (gene she). Lineage: Eukaryota; Metazoa; Chordata; Actinopteri; Cyprinodontiformes; Rivulidae. The record is from RefSeq and is a predicted model, not a curated record. Gene Ontology annotation, molecular function: phosphotyrosine residue binding. The transcript is spliced from 6 exons. The coding region runs from base 1 to 1500 and encodes 499 amino acids.
AUGGCAAAGUGGUUCCGAGAUUUCCCCAUCAACCUGAAAAACGGACACGAACGAGUCCGCUCGGCCUCCGAAUCUGGCCCCCAAACCCGACCCAAACAUGCGUUUUCACGAGACAGCUUGAAAGGGAACCAGCGCAAAGACUGCGGAGGAGGAGGAGGGGGUCUGUUAGCUGGAAAAAACAGGAAAAAUUCAGCAACAGAGCUGGGUCGGAACAAUAAUAAUACUGGAUACGGUGGGACGGUGUGGGAAAGUCUCACCACCGGUAAAGGUCGGAGGAGCUCCAAAAAUGAGAGUCAGACUGCGGGGCCGGAUGAAACCCGCCAGGUGAGGACCUCGAGCCUGGCGCAGGCGUACAUCAGCAGGAUGAUCAAAGUGGACAAACAGGACAAGAGCCCGAAACUGGACGGGAUCAGUGAGCAGAAGCUGUCCGAGAACGAGAAGGGGAGGCCCGACGUCAAAACCACGCUAAUAAUCCUGGAGGACUACGCAGAUCCUUUUGACGCAGAGAAAACCAAGGAGCAGAGAGAAGCUGAGCGAGCAGGGGUGAAUGAUGGGUACAUGGAGCCAUACGAUGCCCAGGUCAUCAUCACAGAGGUUCGUAGACGGGGCUCCAAAGACCUCCUGAAAGUGUGUGUGCUGCUGGACCGAGGUCAGAAAGAGAGCAAGGAGGAGGAGGGCACACCGCCGCCCCCGAACAUCUACGACACACCCUACGAAGGCGGACUGGACGGCGACAGCGACGGGGUGUGGAUCCCUGUCACCCGACCGGAGUCUGAUGUCCGUCCGGCUGGGGAGUACGAAUUGCCCUGGGAGUGGAGAAAGGAGGACAUUGUUAGAGCAUUGUCAGCUCAGUUUGAGGCCGUGGAUUGUUCUUUCAGCAAAGAGAACGUCUCAACAAGCAGCCGUCAGCAGCAGCAGCAGCAGCAGACUCUGAGGCAGAGGAACUGGAGCCAUAAAACUCUCGUCUCAACGUCUCCAUCCACUUCCACCUCCUCUUCCUUUCCGUCCUCUCCUAUUCUCAAACUCUCCCCUCUCACUUCUUCUUCUUACCCCACCCUUAAACUCGCGCCCCUCUCGCCCUCUUCCAGCCCCACUAAACUCUCUCCUCCAUCUCCUACCUCCACCCUCGCCCCACUGGAUGGGGAGACAGCCAAACUGGACUCCAGCCUUCCUCUGGAGAAGCAAAGCUGGUACCACGGCGGUGUGAGUCGGCAGCAGGCCGAGGCUCAGCUGCAGCGCUGCAGGGAGGCCAGCUUCUUGGUGAGAGACAGCGAAUCAGGAACCAGCAAGUACUCCAUCGCUCUCAAGACCAGUCAGAGUUGCGUGCACAUCAUCGUGGCGCAGACUAAAAGCAGCAAGGGCUUGGGCUACACGCUGGAUCAGAGCAGCUGUGUCUUUUCCAGCAUCCCCGAACUGGUGCAUCACUACUGCUCCCACAGACUGCCUUUCACAGGAGCCGAGCACAUGACCCUGCAGCACCCAGUGCCCAGGCAACACUGAGCAGAAACGCAUCCCAUCAAACGUGCCGGCGUGUGCAC